This is a messenger RNA of Fonsecaea erecta, 1269 nucleotides long. RefSeq lists its product as hypothetical. The coding region runs from base 1 to 1269 and encodes 422 amino acids. Lineage: Eukaryota; Fungi; Ascomycota; Eurotiomycetes; Chaetothyriales; Herpotrichiellaceae. Gene Ontology annotation, molecular function: FAD binding. The record is from RefSeq and is a predicted model, not a curated record. The transcript has a single exon.
AUGCGUGUGCUGAUUAUCGGCGGCGGGUUUGGCGGCCUCUGCCUAGCCAACGGCUUGCAGGGAGAGCCCGGCAUCGAAAUCCAAGUGUUCGAGAGGCACGUAGAUCCGACCCACGAGCUCGCAGGCUACGGCCUCCACGUUGGCGCCGAUGGUGCGAGAGCCCUUCAGCGGUGUCUGAGUCCCGAGAGCUGGGGCCGAUUCCUGGCUGCCACCACACCCGCGGGCGCGCAGUGGGCAUUCCGGGACACACAACUCCGCCUGCUGGCCUUGCGCGACGAUGCGAAGAUCUCGGGCAAACCGCAGGCGGCGGUCGAGCGAAGAGCUGUCCACCGCGCCGAAUUUCGCGACAUCUUGCUGAAAGGCCUGGUCCAUCCCGGCAGUGGCACGACAGUCACGGUCCACUGGGCCAAGUUGUUCACCCACUAUGAGCACCUCGAUGAUGGACGAGUUCGCGCUCACUUCGCCGACGCGACCAGUGCCGACGGCGACGUCCUCAUCGGGGCGGACGGCGCCAAAUCCCAAGUCCGUGUGCAACGGCUCCCAGACCUGAAUCGUGAAGAGCUCGGCAUCGUCAUCAUUUGCGGACGGUACCAGCUGGACGAGCAACGCGCGCAGAGCUUGCCGACAUUCAUGACCGACGGGUCGCUGAACAACAUCGUUCCAUACGGUAAGGGCUGGUUGUUCAUCGCCUCUUUUCCCUCGACGGAAGGGGAGCGUGGCCCGGUGGAGAACUACACGCUGUGGGCUUACGUGGUACCCAAGACGGAGACGCCCACAGAUCCCCGAGCGCUCUCGCCGUCACAGCUACGCGAUAUCGCCCUCGCUGGUGUUCGAGGCUGGGCUGCACCGCUGGUAACCGUGGUCAGGGACACGGAUGUUCCCACAGUCUCCCCGAUCGUCCUGCGCUCCAUGCCCCAUUUGUCCCCGUGGGACACAAACAAUGUAGCGCUUCUCGGUGACGCGAUCCACAACAUGACGCCCAUGGCCGGAGUCGGCGCCAACAUUGCCUUGCGCGACGCUCACAUCUUGACCGACCUCCUCAUCGGGGCACAACGAGGCGAGACCAGCCUCCUGGAUGCGAUUGCGACGUACGAGCAUAAGAUGAGGCAGUAUGCAAAUGCCGCGGUGGCGCUCUCACGGCAGAUUGCUGAAGGCGCGAGUUCCAGCCAAAAGCUACAGAGAUGGGUGUUCCAUUGUCUCCUGCGGUUGGCGCAGGCGAGUCCGAUGGUGAUGAAAGCAACGAUCGGCAGAGGAGGUGUGGGAGAUUGA